CAACAGGCUGCGACUACCGCGUGACAUGCACCCCUUUCUACUUCGACAGAUAUUACUUCCUGGUCGUAUUGACUCGGGGCUCACCAUACGCAAUAGACAAAACACGGGCUGUGUACUCGCGGGCAGAUGACCACGGAGUACGCUGAUCACUGUGUCGGAUUAACGAGACUGAUUAAUGAGUGACUUCGGUAAUUCGUUGCAAAUUAGGUGUGUCGGAGUCUGAGUGCGAGACUGUCGGAAUAACGGGUCAAGAUGGCACUGAUCCACUCGGUUCCCAACAGUCGUGGCGGAUAAACCCGAUUGUCGGAUUAACGAGUGUCGGAUUAACGAGACUUGACUAACUGACGACAACUGUAAAGUCAGGGUGCAGUGGCUGGCUGAACAAUUGGGAGUGUGUGUCAAAGAGAGUAGAACUAGCCACUGACAGAAGACAACGUAGAACAAUGGACUCUUCAGGUGACACAAAUAAGGAAGAGAGACCUGAACCCCUGACACGAUCCACGACUGAAGGGAGAUAUAAUGAGGAUGAUCCUGCGGAUGAGCACCCGCAUCAAGGAGUGAUCCGGCCUCCAUGUCCUGGUACUGGAGAAACAGGUGCUCAACUGCAGGGAACACAGCCGUCAACAUUGAGACGAGUUAUACAAUUUGUGCUACCAGCUGUCCUCUGUGGAGCUCACAGUGUCCUUACAGAUGCCUUGCCACCUUUUAUACCACAUGUCAAUGUCACAGAAAACUGUAUCUCUAAUGACCAGCACCGUAGGCCUGAUGAAAGUCAUAAAGUGGACAGAACAACAGAUACCCUGACUGGUGAAAGUGAUGCCAUGGACAGAACAUCAGACAACCUGACUGUUGAAAGUGAUACCAUGGACAGAACAACAGACAGCCUUACUGGUGAAAGUGAUACCAUGGACAGAACAACGGAUACCCUGACUGGUGAAAGUGAUACCAUGGACAGAACAACAGAUACCCUGACUGGUGAAAGUGAUGCCAUGGACAGAACAACAGACAACCUGACUGUUGAAAGUGAUACCAUGGACAGAACAACAGACAGCCUGACUGGUGAAAGUGAUACCAUGGACAGAACAACAGAUACCCUGACUGGUGAAAGUGAUACCAUGGACAGAACAACAGAUACCCUGACUGGGGAAAGUGAUAACCUGGACACAACAACAGACAACCUGCAUGGUGAAAGUGAUACCAUGGACAGAACAACAGAGAACCUGACUGGUGAAAGUGAUACCAUGGACAGAACAACAGAUAACCUGACUGGUGAAAGUGAUACCAUUGACAGAACAACAGACAACCUGACUGGUGAAAGUGAUACCAUUGACAGAACAACAGACAACCUGACUGGUGAAAGUGAUAACCUGGAGAGAAUAUCAAACAACCUGACUGGUGAAAGUGAUACCAUUGACAGAAUAACAGACAACCUGCAUGGUGAAAGUGAUACCAUGGACAGAACAUCAGACAACCUGACUGGUGAAAGUGAUAACCUGGACAGAACAUCAGAUAACCUGACUGGUGAAAGUGAUACCAUGGACAGAACAUCAGAUAACCUGACUGGUGAAAGUGAUACCAUGGACAGAACAUCAGACAACCUGACUGGUGAAAGUGAUACCAUGGACAGAACAACAGACACCCUGACUGGUGAAAGUGAUACCAUAGACAGAACAACAGACAACCUGACUGGUGAAAGUGAUACCAUGGACAGAACAACAGAUAACCUGACUGGUGAAAGUUAUAACCUGGACACAACAACAGGCAGCCUGACUGGUGAAAGUGAUACCAUGGACAGAACAUCAGACAGCCUGACUGGUGAAAGUGAUACCAUGGACAGAACAACAGACAACCUGCAUUGUGAAAGUGAUACCAUGGACAGAACAACAGACAACCUGACUGGUGAAAGUGAUACCAUAGGCAGAACAGAAGACAGCCUGACUGGUGAAAGUGAUACCAUGGACAGAACAUCAGACAGCCUGACUGGUGAAAGUGAUACCAUGGACAGAACAUCAGACAACCUGCAUUGUGAAAGUGAUACCAUGGACAGAACAACAGACAACCUGACUGGUGAAAGUGAUACCAUAGGCAGAACAGAAGACAACCUGACUGGUGAAAGUGAUACCAUGGACAGAACAACAGAUACCCUGACUGGUGAAAGUGAUACCAUGGACAGAACAACAGACAACCUGACUGGUGAAAGUGAUACCAUGGACAGAACAACAGAUAACCUGCAUGGUGAAAGUGAUACCAUGGACAGAAUAUCAGACAACCUGACUGGUGAAAGUGAUAACCUGGACAGGUCAACAGACAGCCUGACUGGUGAAAGUGAUACCAUAGACAGAACAACAGACAACCUGACUGAUGAAAGUGAUACCAUGGACAGAACAACAGACAACCUGACUGGUGAAAGUGAUACCAUAGACAGAACAACAGACAGCCUGACUGGUGAAAGUGAUACCAUGGACAGAACAACAGACAACCUGACUGGUGAAAGUGAUACCAUGGACAGAAUAUCAGACAACCUGACUAGUGAAAGUGAUACUAUGGACAGAAUAUCAGACAACCUGACUGGUGAAAGUGAUAACCUGGACAGGUCAACAGACAGCCUGACUUGCGGAACUGAUACCAUGGACAGAACAACAGACAACCUGACUGGUGAAAGUGAUACCAUGGACAGAAUAUCAGACAACCUAACUGGUGAAAGUGAUAACCUGGACAGGUCAACAGACAGCCUGACUGGUGGAACUGAUAACUUGAACAGAGGAAUGGUUAAAUUAGCCGAGAUCGAGAGAAGAGAUCACACUGUCCGUAGUGCAAAUCUGUCUUCUGACGAUCAAGCCUCUUCCCGCCAAGCAGUCAUUGAAAUUGGAGAAAAUAGUUAUAGAGACACUGGGUCUUCUGCUUUAAAGGUCAUACAACCAAAUCAACAGCCCAGAGAACGAUGUCUCACUAAUACCAAUCUUCCAAUAUCAAACACGUUAGCAAACUCACAGGUGCCGUCUCUCCAUGCUUCAAGGAAACAUGUUCCAGGUUUUCAGACAUCACCUAUCACUGAAACAAAGGAGGGAGCUUCACUGACGACUGAAGGCCUUUCAUUCAUAAAAGCUCCAUCAUCUAGCCAAACAACACCAGAGAAAAAACCGAGGCGUCAGCCUGUGCCAUCAGAAAAUCAGGAAGCAAUAGGUCAACGUUUUAAGAACAUCUGUGAAACAACACAGGCAAUGAUAGCACAGCAUGACACAGUGUAUGUAUCAACGUAUGGCGAGAGGAUGGCCUUAAAACAUCUACAGCAGCGUGGUGCCAUAUUUAUGAAAGGACGACCUGGCUCUGGGAAAUCUAGAUUAGGGUUAAAACUUCUUGCUGACGUCUCAAGGCUAACAGACAGGAAACCCGUAGUGUUGACAUCGGCAGAACAGUGGAGAGAUAUCCCUCAGAAACAAAAUGAUGAAGAAUCUGGAAACCCAGCGAAUAGGUAUGUUGUCAUGAUAGAUGACAUUUUCGGAUCAACGAAUUUUGUUGAGUCUCGCUUUGAUGAAUGGACUGGAGUGUUUGAUGUCAUGCAUCCUUCUGUUGAAUCUGGCCAUGUAAUGCUGGUGCUUGCAUCUCGGCCAGACAUUAGUCACCAAUGUCAGGCCCGACUGAACAAAUACAAACUAACUCGUCAUAUGUUCUAUCUUACCUUAGAUGAAGAUGAGUUGACACUCCGACCUAGGGAAAAGAUGAUGUUGCUGAAAAGCAUUUGUGAAACAAAAGUGAAGUUUACUAAACAUGAGAUAAAUGAAAUAGUACAGUUAAAGACAACACUUGGAUUCCCUCAAUGUUGUCGAUAUUUCGCAGGAAGUAAGGAAGCCCAGGCUCAAAGGGUCAGAUUCUUCCAAAAACCAAACGAAUAUGUGCUGGAGGAAGUACGCUGCUUGCAAGAAAGUGAUGGGCUUGGCUAUCUUGUUCUAUUGAUUGUGUUGUUUGGCAAAGGAUAUCUUGAUACCAAGAAUCUUCAACCUCACAAAAGUCCACAAGAGUUUAAAAAAAUGUUAGAUGACUUGACAAAGUUAUGCUCAAAGAUUCCUAACAAUCGAAGUCUGUAUGAGAUCAAACAGAAGGCUGAUUCACUUUGUGGUUCAUACCUUUGGCACACUGAAAAGGGAUAUGUUUUCCAGCACCAGUCAAUAUUCGACGCAGUUUUCAUAAACAUAUCACAAGUGUAUCCUGACAUUUACAUUCAUUUGUGUCCCGCUAACAUAUUUGUAGAAUUUGUCAGAACAUCAGAAAGGGAGAGUGAGAAUAGAAGAAACCUAGUGCUCUUGAAUGAGGACCAUUAUGAAGCAUUUGCCGAUCGAAUAAUUCAAUUGAUGGUCAGUGAAGAAGUGGUCACCAUUUUGAAACACCCAUCUCUUCAUAAUGAAACAUUUGUAAAUCACGUAGUAGAUAGAUGGUUUUCACAACAAAAUGUUGGGGAUAUAGUUUCUCAUAAAUUUGACAAGUCAAGGGAAGUGAUCAAAUUUGCAUCUCAUUAUCUUUACACACAGAAUUUAGAAGUCAAAACGUUGUUGGAGCUUUUCGUUCUUAACAAACAUUCUUUCAUGCUCUCCACCCUAUUAGAAAAGUGCCGCCUUUCCACCGAUGUGUUGCAGGAUUGUUUGCCCUGUGCUAUCUAUGUAGGGAGCAACCUACUCAUAGAGACACUUUUAGCCCAAGGAGUUAAACCAAAUGGGAGCUGCUUCAGCGCCCUUUGUGUUUCAAGAGGCAUUGACACAAACACCACUGAAAGACUGUUUACCAACAUUUGGGAUGACGUUGAAAAGAUACAAGCACAGUGGGCCAAGGAUUACGCGGAUCAUGUGCAUAUGUUCAACUGGACACCAUUUUCAUUGGCAGUACUAAAUGGGAACUAUACCGUUGUGAAACUGCUAACAGAUAAACUGAAGCACGAGAGAAAAAACAACAUCAUAUUUGUAGAUUCUUUAAAAGCUUUAUUGUGGGAGCUGCAGACAAUAAACCCUUAUCCUGUGUUCAAACCAUACGACAUGGACAACUUGACAAAGAUAAUGAAGCUUCUACUGAACAAUUAUCAUGCCAACGAUACUGGUUAUCUAUGCUGGUUAGCAUCGGCACACUCUGAUGCAUCAGCUCUGAAGCUGAUUCUUGAAUUCAUUAAGACUGUUAAAGUUGCAUUGAAUAACUCAUGUGUUACACAGUGCAUACAACCAGAUGAUGGAGGUCCAUUUGAUCUGGCUGCAGCAUAUGGUGGGGCAGAUUGUUUGGAAUCACUAAUAGAACUUAACAGAGAUCCAUUCAUAAAUCCAAGUAAGGAAAGCAAUGGGUCCUUGCUUCACAUUUCAGCCAAACAUGGAAACACAAAGUGUGUUGAGAUGUUGCUGAAGUUGGGUCAUCCUGUUAUGUCCAAGGACAGCAUUGGCCAGACUCCAUUACACUUGGCGGUGUCACACAAUCAGACAGAAUGUGUAAAACUGCUGAUAGAACAAGGAUCAUCUGUUGCUAUGCGGGACAAUAAUGGACAGACACCACUGUUGCUGAUACACACAUCCUCACGCACAAACAUAGAUAUUAUAAAAAAUAUACUGAAGUCAAAAAAACAUAUGAAAGAUGAAGAACGCAAAAUGCUUGUUCAUAAGGCAGUUGCUUGUGGGGACAUGGGAUUGUUGAGGUUAUUGUGUAGUAGAGGCGUUGAUGUAAAUAUGGAUAUGGAAAAAUACCACAAGUACUUUCAGUCAGUUUUUCAAAUCUCAUUUGUGAUAUUGCAACGUUCGUAUUUUGGAUGCAAGGAGACGUUACUUCAUGCUGCUUGCAGACAUGCUGACGUGGAUAUGGUGCAAUUUUUAUGUGAAAUUGGAGCCAGCGUUGAUGCAGUUGACACGGAUGGGGAAACAGUUGCACAUGCAGCAGCAACAUCACACACUGGUGGAGUAGAAAAACUUCAAUAUCUGUUUAAUGAGAAACAUGCUCCUCUUCAUAAAACAGACAAUAAAGGAAGAACAGCUCUGUUUCCAGCUGUUAUAUCAGCAGCAAAGACAGGCGAUCUGGAGCUUGUUACGUUUCUAAUAGACCAAGGACUAAGUGUUAACUGCAAGGAUAACUCCAACAGAAAUUUGGCGAUGCAAUCUGCUGCACCUACAGGUGAAAGCUAUAAGUACAUCUCAGAAACUGUAACACAUCUUUUGAAUGCACAUCUUGAUAUCCAUCAGCAAGAUCUUGAAGGUCGAACAGCACUUCACUUUGCUACAAGACAUACAAAUAUCGACUGUGUUUUGGCACUGCUUCAAAAAGGUAUUGCAUUAAAUAUAAAAGAUAACCAGGGUAUGACAGCACUCCACUAUGCUGCAAAAGAAGUCAAUUCAAGGGACGAGAAGAUGGUCCUUGGCAUUAUGAAACUGCUUCUAAAACAGGAAACUGAACAGGAAACUGGUAUUGAAGCACAAGAUAUUUUGGGGAUGACACCACUUCACCAUGCUGUUAUGUCACAGAAAAUUGAUAGAGUAAUGUUGUUACUGCAACAGAAGGUAAAUCUCAAUUUACAAGAAACCAAUGGGAAAACCGCCCUCCAUUUUGCAGCAACGUUUCAAUCGUGGCCAAUUGCUUCACGCCUCUUAGAUGGAGGGUGUGAUGCCAAUAUGCGAGAUCUUGGGGGCAAAACAGCAUUACAUUAUGCUUCAAAUAAUGACUGCAUCUUCAAUAUUCUUCUUCUCCUCGAGAAAGACGUCGAUAUACACGUUCAAGAUAACAAAGGACAGACAGCUCUUCACAUUGCUGUAGAACAUGAAAGGGAAAAGUGUGUUGAAUUGCUUUUAGAGGAAGGCAUAGAUCCCAUGAUUCAAGAUAAUGACGGAAUGACUGUGCUUCAUAAGGCGGUUACUAUGUUGAACACCAGCAAGAAUAAUAGCAUUGUGAAACUACUGCUUGCAAAUGGCGACUCUCAAGGUGUACAAGGACAAAAUGAGAACACAAAUAAAGGCAAUUACUCAAGAACGGUUGAUAAUAAAGGGAGGACAGCCCUCCACUGUGCUGCAUUUCAUGUAAAUAACGAUUAUGUAGGAAUGCUCCUAAAUAGAGGCGUGGACCCAAAUAUACAAGACCAACUCGGCAUGACAACACUUGCAUUUGCUACAGAACGUUUACCAGUCCAGAGCAUUAAGUUACUCUUCGAUAAAGGGGCAGAUCCUAACUUACGUGACAGUGAGGGCCGUACAUUAUGGUUCUAUGCACGGUCAAAGGAUGUAUGGCAACUACUGAUGGAACAAGGAGUUGAUCCAACUGCAACAGAUGGACAAGGGAGAACAACACUUCACUAUGCAGCACGUUUACGUGGUGCGGACGCAACUAAACUGGCGUUACAAAAAGAUAUCGAUCACACGUUGAAAGACGAUACAGGUAGAACAGCCCUUCACUAUGCUGCUGACACAGGAUCUGAAGAGACAGUUCAACUUCUCUUGGAGAAAGGUGUUGAUCCAAGCAUCAAAGACAAAACAGGGAAGGUGGCUCUCCAUUAUGCUGCAUACAGCGAUUUUCUUGGUGGUGUAAAACUGCUGUUAGAAAAAUGUGAUAACAUAGCUGUAAAAGACAACACUGGCAGAACGGCUCUUCACUAUGCUGCAGAGGGAAUCGCGGGGGAUGUUCUGAAACUGUUGAUCGAUGAAGGGACCAACACCAGUGUAGAGGACCAAAGUGGCAGGACAGCCCUUCACUAUGCUGCAAUGUCCGGAACAGCUGACAGUGUUAAGGCUCUUUUAUUGACAGGUGUUGACCCAAACAAACAAGAUGAGCAGGGGAAAACAGCCCUUCACUAUGCUGCAAUGUACGGAACAGCUGACAGUGUUAAGGCUCUUUUAUUGAAAGGUGUUGACCCAAAUGCUCAAGAUGAAGCAGGGCAGGUGGCACUCCAUCAUGCUGCAAGAAGAUACUCCAGUGGUAGCAUACACUUGCUGUUAGAUAAGGAUGUUAACCUGACUGUAAAAGACAACACUGGCAGGACAGCUCUUCACUGUGCUGCACAGGAAGGGCUAUUUGACAGUGUAAGGUUGCUCUUAGAGAAAGGCUUCGACCCAAACGAACGUGAUAAUCAGGGAAAGGUGGCACUUCAUUAUGCUGCACAGUCAUCUGACAAUGUGGACAUUUUGAAACUUUUCAUCGAUAAAGGGCCUAAUCCCAGUGUAGAGGACAAUAGUGGCAGGACAGCUGUUCACUAUGCUGCAAUGAAAGGGUUGGCUGCACAUGUUCUGCAUCUUUUACUGAAAGGUAUUGACCCAAACAAACAAGAUGAUCAGGGGAAAACAGCCCUUCACUACGCAGCAGGGCUAGGAUCUCACUUCAUGCGCAGAGCAACUGUCGAUAUACUCUUACACCAUGGCAGUGAAGUCAAUAUCAGAGACAGGAGGGGCAUGACAGCCCUCCAUCAUGCUGCAGAGGCUGGCAAACAUGAUUUCACGGCACUGCUUAUCGAUAAUGGUGCUACUAUUGAUCAACAGCUAAUGACUCACCUCCACUAUGCAGCAGAACGAGAUAAUAUCCAGUGUUUCAGGCUUCUCGUGCAGCAAGGCAUUGACACUAGCAUACAAGAUAAUGAGGGUAGGACAGCUUUUCUUUGUGCUGGAAAUGAACUGAAAGAAAUAUUAAUUAAAAUUGGUUACCAAAUUUAAACAAGACAUUUCCAGCACGCCACAGUGAUAAAUGUAAAUCCAUCUGUGACAAGAAGCAAGUACUAUCACAUCAAUCACUCAAAGUGUUAAAAUCUUCCUCGGAGAGACAUGAACCCAUGUCUGUGCUGUAGAUGAGGACUGUGGCAGACAGACAGACGGACACAUGCAGACGGAAACAUUACCAUCCAAAACGAGUUCCUGUCUGAUGAACUAUUUCAGCGUAACAUAUAAAUCCUAGUCAUAAGCUACAGGUACAUAAUCUGAUGCAAGUAAUUGUUUGUUAUUAAUAUAUGACAACAGUCUAGGUGUAGAUCGUUUCAAAUUGUACGAUUGAUAGUGUUUAUAACAUACGUGAUAUUUGCCAACAGAAAUGUGUGUGUGUGUGUGUGUGUGUGUGUGUGUGUGUGUGUGUGUGUGUGUGUGUGUGUGUGUUCAUUUAUUAAUUUUUUGAAGUUGUCAUUCUAUGUUAAGAUAACUAGGGUGUAUCUACUCAAUGAGCACAACUGAUUAUUUAUGAACAAAUUCUACUGUCUAAAUGUAUAUGAUUGUAAAGCAUAAAUAGCACUUGUGAGUGAAUGUUGGUGUUUAUUCGGUGUGUCACUUUUAUCGUGGUGUGGUGGAUUAAUGUUGGAGAAAGCAGGUGAUGCAAGUAUUGGCAGUUAACCUAUUUUCAGAGCACAAGAAUGGCACUGACGUUAAAGUCAGGGCGAAUCUUGAUUCAAAACUGAAAUAUAUUGUCAGCGGUGGAUAAAUUCUACUUUAUACAUAUCAUCUGGCAAUGUUACAUACAGUUUGUUGUUUACAACUAAUGUAAAUCAGAAUUACUUCAUAGGUACAUGUACUCCAUUGUUGCACUGUCAUCUUAGUAGCUAUGUCCAUAGUAUACAUGAUGAUUAGGACCCGUGAAGAUCCGGGGUAGAAUAGGUCUUCAGCAACCCAUGCUUGCCAUAAAAUGGUGACUAUGCUUGUCGUAGGAGGCGACUAACGUGAUCGGGUGGUCAGGCUCGCUGACUUGGUUGAUGCAUGUCAUCGAGCCCAAUUGCGCGGAUCGAUGCUCGAUAUAUCAAUCACUGGAUUGUCUGGUCCAGACUCGAUUAUUUACAGACCGUCGUAUAGCUGUUCACGAGUUGGCAAGAACCGUUUAUAUUGUUCUGCAUGGUACGGAUGGAAAAAUACAUAUAAAAUAUAUUCAAACAUU
Molecule: messenger RNA, 9849 nt
Organism: Haliotis rufescens (red abalone)
Lineage: Eukaryota; Metazoa; Mollusca; Gastropoda; Lepetellida; Haliotidae
Exons: 4
Coding region: 444-8651 (2735 amino acids)
Molecular function (GO): protein binding
Source: RefSeq, a predicted model, not a curated record